Molecule: messenger RNA, 735 nt
Organism: Entrophospora sp. SA101
Lineage: Eukaryota; Fungi; Glomeromycota; Glomeromycetes; Entrophosporales; Entrophosporaceae
Source: the annotation of a GenBank genome assembly
AUGUCUCAAAAAACUUAUCUUACACAACAAAAGUUUAGUAAAACUUUUCUCUAUCCUAAUCCCACAAAUUUAUAUCAAUAUUAUUGCAAUGCAUUUGCUUAUAGUGAGCUUAUCAAUACAUAUCAAGAAACCAAGCCAGCUAAACAAAAAAUCAUGGAAGACGCAAACCUCAACUUGGCUGAUUCAACACCUCAACAACAUAAGAUUGAUUCGCAACAAUCGCCAUCUACACCUUCAUCAUCUACAUCUAAUUUUUCCCUUGUAGGCAUGUCACCUGAUCAACUUAAAUUGUUUACACCAGGUGGAACCUCAAAAAAUGCUGCUGCUCAACGUCAAGCUAUUUUGGACAUAGAAUUAGCACAAAAAAAAGUUUCUGAAUUUAGACAAUUGAUCACCAUGACCACUGAUGAAGAACUGGCAAAAGACCUAUAUACAAAGAUUCAGCACGCUGAAAAUAAUAUAAUUGAAAAUCAAAGAAGAUUAAAAAGAUUAAAAAGUGGUGCAGAGGCUCAAGAAAGAUUCAGGCAAAAAAGACAAAAGCGAUUAUCAGAUUCACCUGGCAGUGUUAGAUCUGGUGCUGAAUCAAUUGAAUUGAAUAAUGGGGAUGGAAGUUCAAUGUUUCAAGAGUCUACUGCAAGUAUCGAUUUAGGAUAUGCUUCUACAAUAGAAUCUGUUAUUGAUGAAAUAAGUGAAGAGUUACGCACAAUAAGUCUUGGUGUAUUUAUUAAAUUUUAA